This is a messenger RNA of Pocillopora damicornis (cauliflower coral), 14122 nucleotides long. Its product is annotated as protein dachsous. Gene Ontology annotation, biological process: homophilic cell-cell adhesion. Gene Ontology annotation, molecular function: calcium ion binding. The record is from RefSeq and is a predicted model, not a curated record. Gene Ontology annotation, cellular component: plasma membrane. NCBI's taxonomy places the organism in Eukaryota, Metazoa, Cnidaria, Anthozoa, Scleractinia, Pocilloporidae.
AAUCAGAGCUUAAGGGUUUGUUAAGGGUGCACUCAGGCGAAGCUAUUAAUGAUACUGUAAAGUUUUUCAUUCUUGGCCGUGUUUCUAAAUAUGACCUUUGCAUGUUGCAUAUCUUUAAUUGCCUCUUCACAUCUGGAUACUCUUUCGAAUUAAUUAGAGUACUUUAAUUUUCAUUUAAAAUUCCCAGCACGUUCCUCGUUCGAAUUGAGUGCACUCUUCACUGAUUUCUACAGAUAUUACUACAUCAAUCGUUUUUCAAACGCAAAGUUUUCGGCUGGCACAAUUUCCUGACAUAGAUGUAAGAGGGGCGGCAUUUCCGACCCUAAAAAGAUAUCUCGUCUUUGAGUGUUUGUGCGGAGCUUUAUGCUAAUUCCGUUUAAAAUUCUUUCUUGAGCUUUGUCGGUUGUUUUAACAGGGUGGGUAAGCCAAUCACAACUAAAGUAGUUCUAUUAUCACGCUUCACCCAAUACAUCGUGACUUGGUUUUCCGGCGUUAUGCUUGACUUGGGGUAAAAUAUCGCUGAAUUUGCUACUGUGGGUUUCUUCUUGUUUUUACUCACUUGAGAUUUCCACGUUGGUUUCCUUUUGGUUUCCUUUUGGUUUUCCGCCACCGCAAAUGCGAAAACCAGAAGAUGCUGCUUUUUUUGCCGCCGUGAGUGUUUUGUUGUGAUCGAUGAAAAGACGGAUUUUCCCGGAUAAGUCAUUUUCACAGAGAUAUUGUACGUCUUUGCUCCAAAAGUAAAUUUCAGGCAGUCGCGUUAUCUCGCAUCGAUCAACCCGUCGUCUCUUUCUCAACGCGGUGCAUGCGGAAAGAGUUCGGAACAGAAACCCGAUUUAAGCACAAUUUAAACUUUACAGCCUUCUCAGGAAUAGGUGUGAACUUUUGAAACUUCAUCAAGGUGACUUCUGCCCUUGGACAAUACUCCUCGAGAACUGCAAGGUCAUUAUUCACUUCGGGUGUUUCCUCCGCGGUUUCGAUUUACCUUCCAUGUUCUUGUCAUAGCUUCAUGCCAAAUUUACACUCAUUAUAACAGCCCGAAUGCAGUCAAAAACGUUCAGAUUUCGCUUCGCGUGACAAAACCGCUCAUGUGAUAUAACUGAGCCGGCAAAUGGGAUUUGGGCGGUAUUUUGAGAUGACGCCAGAAAUUUCGACACAUCACGCACACUGUGGCAAAUUUGCAGAGUCAUUGUGUUAAAUUAGUUGUUUUAAGCGCCACGAGAACUCCUGAUUGAAAAUACACAUGUCUCAUGUAAAAAUAUGCCGCCUUUAUGACUUCCUUCCAUUAUACAAUUUUCAUGGCAAAUGCUGAAGGAAACUAUUGUGUAGUUGGCUAAGACGCUCUCAAGUUUUGACGUUUAUCUGAUUUACGGCAUAAAUCCGUAUAGAAUAUAUAUAUAUAUAUAUGUAGCGAAUGUAUUAAAUUCGUAUAUUGAUAGAUAAAAUAAUAUCGCUUUUGUCCAGCUUUGCUAUUGAUCCAUACUCUAUUUAGUUUAGAUAAAUGGCCUUUUCGAUUUUCGAUAUCAUGGACAGCUUAAAAUCAAAGCACUUUGUAGCUUUUAUGACAAAAAAGAAUGAAAUAAAAGGGCUUUUUCCAGCACCAUUUCAUAUAGAUUGUAAGUUCUGCUUUUAUAAUGCUUAAAAAUUGAAAUUUGUCUUUGUUGACCCGUCUUCAUUUAGGGGUUUAGAUCACAAAACUCCAUUAAUAAAAAGUGAUUUGAUAAUUACGGCAUUUUCAUGUAGAGGAAUCGGGCAAUAUCGGUUUCUAUCGCCGGAGACUUAAUAAAAUGUUAAAUGAGUAUGGCCAUUACCUUUUUACUGAUUUUUUUUUUCAUAUUUAUAUAUGUUGACUUCAGUUCUCAUCAUGUGUAGUAAUAACAUGUUUAUUAAAGAAAGAAUUCAGUAAGGUGGCGAGAGUUGUCUUCGAAAACAAAAUUACAGCAAUAAUCAUUGCAUAAUUGAAACUCACUUCCGAGGUAUGGCAUGGUUUUAGAUGGAAAAUAGCGAUGGCCCUCAGCGCAUAUGCUUGGGGGUAAAUAUUGGAUUAAAUCUGCUGGUGUCUUAAUGCUCCAUGAAGGAAAGCGAAAAUGCCAUAAAUUCAAUUGUCGUGAACGACUUCUCUCUUCGAAAUCAGUAACAGGUUGAUAAAAAAUUAGGUGCUUUUUUCGCGUCCACAUGUUGCCACGAAGGUCAGUUGGCCGAAGGAAUUCAAUAUUUCGCAGUUACCGGUCGAGCAAGUUUUUAACUGGAAGCCCUCAAACAAUACACUCAUAUUUAUGUUUUGGAUUAGAUGGAAUUUCCACGAUGAAAUAUCAAAUAUCAGCUGACACAAAGCCCUCUUACUGUAUUAUUAUCGAAUGCCUUUCGAAUUUUAACCCCGAGUGUACAAGUAAUUUGAAUAUUUACCCCUUAAAUUCUGCUCACCUUUCUAUAUUUCCUGUACAUUCUUUCAACUGUUGUCAGGCAACAAUGUCUUUAUGAUUUGCAUAGCCAAUUAUCACUUUAAAGCCGUUGCUGCCAAUAGGAGGCCUUGUUUUGACAGCUUUUGUUUCCUGCUGCGUCAAGAAUUUACAGAAAUAAAAAUUAUUUUUUAGGUUGAACUAAUGACGUAACAAAUCGAAUAUAUCUGACAACGGGGUAAUUCAUUUAGUAGAGUGAUUUGAAAUUCUUCUUUCGUCGAGAUAUGUUUUGAGAGAUGUACGUGUAUUGUUAGACUACUCAAUUGCUCUCUGUUCCAUAUUUAUCCUGGCGAAAAACCAUUAACAUCUGUCAUUCGUCGUGUUGUAACGGUCGUCCCUCUUGGGAAUAGUGCUAUUUUGUCUGAAACAAUCCAAAUAGAAAAUCGAGUUCGCAAAGAGAGGAAUGCUAAAAAUUCACAGUCGGGGACUUCACAGUGUCGCUUGUUUGCAAACUUGCCCGAUCUUCUGCGGGUGAUAAUGGUUUCUUCGUACUGACAUUUCAUAUCCUUGAAAAACAUUGAAGUGCCGAGCUAUUUAGUUACAACUAAUUCGAUCACGUGACCUUUGCAUUUCAUACCGAACGCUGACCUAAGCUCUGAAUAUCAUUUCAGUUGAAUAAUCGUCAACUGUGGAGCUAAAACCACAGCGUAUUGUUACUUCGAGUUGUUUUUGGCCGUUGUAAGAGACGUUUCUGUGUAGAUUUGUGCGCAAAAUUCAAAUCAGAAGGGAUUUCAAAGCUAUUUUCGUCGUGCAAAGCGCUGAACGGUUUGCGUUGUUGAUUCCUUUGUUGGUGACUGGCGAAUCGGGCUGUUAAUGGCGUCGUUUAGUAAACUCAAGGCUUAGAAUUCUACCAAAGGACCCAUGGAUGCGCCUGAAAUGUUUCAGAAACCAUCACAUAUUCAAUGCAGGAUGUAACAUGGCUCGUUUUUCCCGGGAUUUAGGAGGAAAUGCGCUAUGAAUGACCCUCAGAGGACUUGUAUUCUUCGGAAUGCAUGCCGAUUUAAAUUAGAACGAUGGCGGUUUUACGUUGUGGUAUUAUGGACAUUAUGUGUGUUUGGUCUUCAUCGUUGUUCCGUCAAUGCAUCGACAACAAAUUCCAUCUAUUUCAAUGUUACUGAAGGACUUCCAAUAGGAACAUAUGUCGGCAAUAUAGCAAACCAGCCAUACGACGUGGUAUUACACAUUCAACCUCAAGAUGACUUGAUCCUCGAUUCAGUCUCCAAGAACAUUACUACAAGAAUUGUUUUAGACCGCGAAAAGAUUUCGGGGUACGUUAUUGAUCUACUGAACCAUAAUCCGUUUCAAGUAACAAGUAUUUUUAUAAAUGUCUCUGACAUAAAUGACAACAUUCCAACCUUUCCCGUGAGUGUUUACGAUUUUGAAUUUUACGAAGGGAACCCUGUACUGGCGCACGUAAGAGCAAUCGACGACGAUCUUGGGUCAUAUGCGGUGCAAAACUACAGCAUUGUUUCUGGAAAUACAGAUAACAUGUUCGUUCUGAUAGAAUACCUUGACAGUGCCGGCCGUUUGAGAGCAAAAAUAGAAUUACAGCCUGGAAAACAACUCGAUAGGGAACAGCGCGAUUUGUUCAGUUUGAACGUGUCUGCCACGGAUGGCGGCACACCACCACAAACUGGCUUCGGCUUAGUCAAUAUUACUGUACUGGACUUGAAUGAUAACGAUCCUGUUUUUAACCCAAAAUAUUACACAGCUAACAUCACCGAAAACUCUAAAGCGUUCACAUCGAUAGUGGAAGUGUACGCCACUGACAAAGAUAUCGGCAGGUAUGGAAAAGUUUUGUAUUCCGUUAUUCAUGAUUCCAGCUCAGACCCUGACGGUUAUUUCACACUACUAACUACUGAGAAAGGGGAAAUAGUAAAUGUUGCAAUCCUCGAUCGCGAGAAACAAGAUCGUUUCUCGCUUCGUGUGCGGGCACACAAUCCAGGCAGUCUGGGAUAUCACAAACACGAUAUAGCUUUCGUAACGAUUAAUGUUCUGGAUGAGAACGACAACCCUCCAGAGGUCACCUAUACAUUUUAUCUAGACGAUGCCUUUCAAGUUUAUGAGGAUGCCAGCCCUGGAACUAAAGUGGCACGCGUUCGGGUCUCUGAUAAAGAUGCUGGUAAAAAUGGGCAAAUUGAGUCUGUGACGAUUCAAGGUGGAAAUGGACAUUUAAUUAUUGAUUAUGAUGCAGUACAUGAUAUUCACGUUAUUUCACUUGCUAAAGAAUUGGAUAGAGAAAAACAACCUACUUUUCCAGUUCACAUUUAUGCCAAAGACCGUGGCCAACCUCAACAAACCACACAGGAUGGAUUCAUCUUUAAUGUUGGAGACAUUAAUGAUAACCAUCCUAAAUUUGAUCAAGAUGUGUUUACUGCUGCAGUGUCAGAGAAUGCUACCAUUGGCACAAGUGUUUUGGUUGCUCGUGCAACUGACAAAGACAUAGGUUCAAAUGCCAAGUUAGUUUAUAAUAUUUCCUACAGUCCUCAAGCUGCUCCUUACAAAUCUUGGUUCCAAAUCAAUCAAGCUACUGGAGAGAUUCGCACAAGUGCAAGGCUGGAUCGAGAAAAAUUUCCUAGACUGGAGUUCCUCGUGACUGUCACAGACUCAGGUGUACCAGCUUUAGGUGCAAACUGUACCGUUAUUUUGAACAUUACUGAUGCUAAUGAUAACAAUCCUGUCUUUACAGAGGCUGUGUACUUUUCAACAGUUAAUGAGAAUUCAGCCAAUAAUACUUCUGUUGUGCAAGUUAUGGCAAAUGACAUUGAUAGCGGAAUUAAUGGUAUGGUGCUUUACUCCUUGGAAACUCAACCUAGGAGUGUUCCAUUUUCCAUAGAUCCAAACACUGGACUUGUUUCCUCUUCAGGACUAAUCGACUUUGAAGCUCAGUCACUUUACCUGGUGAAUGUUGUGGCAUCUGAUGGCGGAGGACGUUUUGAUAAAUCUAUUUUGAACAUUUCUGUGGUGGAUGAGAAUGAUAACUAUCCAGUUAUAAAUCCAACAACAUACAAUGUGUCAGUCUUUGAAAACCUGACCAUCAAUGAUGCCAUCGUAACAGUUUUGGCCAAAGAUAAUGAUAGUGGCAUCUUCUCACAAGUCAAUUUUGCUUUUUCAAAUGGGAACAAUGAUGGUAUCUUUUUCAUCAGUUCAUCCUCUGGGGUGAUUACUCUGAUAAAACCCCUUGAUCGAGAAACAAAGGACUUUCACCGACUUGAAGUUCAGGUUAUGGAUGGUGGUGGAUUGAAAUCUAAAAACUCAGCAGUUGUAGAAGUCACAGUUUUGGAUGUGAACGAUGAACCUCCUGCAUUUGAACCAAGUGCUUACAAAUUCACCAUAAUUGAAAACUCUGAUAUUAACUCACUGCUAGGUUCAGUGUAUGCCUCAAGCAAAGACUUGGGGACAAAUGCUGACAUUUAUUAUUCAAUCAGUGGUGGUGACAUGCACAGAGUCUUUACCAUAAACUCAACUGGAACAAUUUUCACCCGAAGCAACAUUGACCAUGAAAGAAGUCCAGAAAUGUUGCUUACCAUUCAGGCAAAAGAUGGUGGUGUACCACCUCUUUAUGGCUUUGCAAAUGUCAGCGUGACAGUGAUUGAUAUUAAUGACAAUGCCCCUUCAUUUGAAAGCAGUGUAAUUGAUGUCAAUGUUCUGGAAGACACCAAAGUCGGAGAAGUUUUCUACAAUGUUACUGCAAAAGACCCUGACAGUGGUCUGUUUGGUCGUGUAAGGUACACUCUUCUGUUCAACCCUAACAGCACCUUCCAGGUGAAUGCGAGCACGGGUGCAUUGACACUGACUCACUCUAUCGACUUUGAAGGUCCAAGGCAUUAUAUGAUUAAAGUUUUGGCAGAAGAUGGUGGAUCCCCACCUUUGAAUACAACAGCUACCUUCAGAAUAACUGUCGUAGACGUGAACGACCACACUCCAGUAUUCUCCAACUCGUCCUACUCUGCACGUGUCGACGAACUUACUCCAGCUGGGACUGACAUCUUAAAUGUAACAGCCACUGAUGCAGACACUGGUAACAAUGCAUGGAUCUCGUACAGCUUUCAGUCGGGUGUGGACACCAGUAUGUUUGGCUUGAGGUCCAAUGGAUGGCUCUACAUCACCAGAAAGUUAGACAGGGAGCAGCAAGAUGUUUAUCUAUUUAAAGUGGUCGCCACAGACAAAGGACGUAUUCCUAAAAGUUCGACAGCUGAUGUGGUAAUAUAUGUUGACGAUGUUAAUGACCACAAUCCCGAGUUUACUCAGCAGUCGUACAUAUUCUCUGUGGAUGAGAAUCAACCAAACAGAACAUUAGUUGGUCAGGUUCCUGCAUCAGACAAAGAUGCUGGUGCCAAUGCGAGGAUUUCAUACACUUUCGAGCCCCCAAGCGUCGAGUUUGUAAUUGAUCACAAUACAGGCAUCAUUAGAACUAAUCAAGUUUUAAAUCGAGAACAGCGCUCUUCCUACACGCUUAUGGUGAAAGCGAGAGACCACGGUGCGAGUCCUAGAACAGACUAUGCUAGCGUGACCGUUACGGUUCAAGAUUUGAACGAUAACGCGCCCACCUUUAAGAAACCGUUCUACGAGAAAGCUGUUCCGGAAGAUAUCCCCGUGGGGUCGUCUGUCCUAACUGUCGAAGCUUCUGAUCCAGACGUAGGCUCCAAUGGUAUGAUUAGCUACUUCUCUGCCAGUAAUCCCAGUGUGUUUACCAUAAAUGCCAAGACUGGUGUUAUCACCACUACAGCUCGAUUAGACCGUGAGAAACACGAGCGUUAUACGUUAAGCAUCGGCGCCAAAGACCAUGGAAAUCCUAAUCAAUCUCACGUCGUGUUCGUCACUAUUCAUGUGCUCGAUGUGAACGACAAUCCACCUCGCUUUGUAAACAACAGCAUCUUUGUAAAUAUACCCGAGAAGCAGGCCAUUGGAACUGUCGUGACUACCGUGACAGCCAGAGAUAAGGAUACCGGAAACAACGGCAAAGUGCGUUACACCAUCGAUCAAGGUAACGGGGGAAAGGUGUUCGAAAUCAACGCAACUUCCGGUGUUAUCACCCUUCGCAAACAACUGGACUUCGAGAAAAAAAGCAAAUAUCAGCUCAGGAUUGAAGCACGCGAUCAGGGUCAGAACAGUCAGCGCAGCUACCUGUAUGUUACAGUGUACGUGCUAGAUUCGAACGACAACAGACCCACGUUCGAGAUGAACCCUGUGACCGUGCAGUUACGGGAAGGCGUGCCUCCGAACUCCAACGUCACCACCAUUAAAGCUCAUGACUACGACUCGGGUCAGAACAGCUGGAUUCGAUAUUCAAUCGAUUCUCAGUCGCCAGGGCCCCCAAAAUUUAAAGUUGAUCCGUCGACAGGCGUCGUUCAGACCAUCGGAAGAAUCGAUCGCGAGGCAGUCGACGAGUACACUUUAAACAUCCGAGCCACCGAUCAAGCCUUUACAGAAUCCGAGCGUUUAUCGAGUACGUUGACGAUUUUCAUCAUCGUGAGCGAUGUCAAUGACAACAAGCCGACUUUUGUGUCGCCGAACGAGACGUUUGUGAUGGAAGACGAAGGCUUUCGUUACCCCGUCAUCACAAUCACCGCCAUAGAUGACGACCUAGGUAGCAAUGGUGAAGUGACGUACAAAAUAGAGCAUGAUGGGAAUGGCGAAAGCUUUAAAAAGUUUGCCCUGAAUGCGGACACGGGGCUGCUCGAGUUGCUGGGGACCUUGGACCACGAGACCACGCCCAAGUAUGUUCUUAACAUUUCUGUCACAGAUAAAGGCACUCCUCCCCGGUCCUCCUUCCAGCUGCUGACUGUUUUCGUUGUAGAUGUGAACGAUAAUGGACCGGAGUUUAACCAGAGCUUGUUCCUCGGCAACGUGAGCGAAAACCAGCCCGUGGGUACCCCUGUGAUGACGGUCAGCGCGUACGACCUCGACAGCGGAGAAAACGGUGCCUUGACUUACAGUAUUCCCAGAGGAAAUUUGAAUCACAAGUUCGCAAUUAAUGGCAGCAGUGGAGUGCUUUAUACGAAUUCGACGCUUGAUCGCGAGGAAAAAGACGAGUACACUCUCACUGUUUACGCUACGGACAACGUUUAUCCUCGUCGUGUGGGAACCUGCACAGUGAAAAUUAAAGUUCUUGACGUGAACGACCACAGGCCCGUUUUCAUUCCCUCUCGUCUUAAUUUGACUGUUUUAGAGCACACGGCCCCUUUCGAUUUUCACACGUUGAGAGCUCUAGAUUCUGAUAUUGGACAGAAUGGUCGCCUUCGCUACAUUAUUCAGCGUGGUAAUGAAGACGUGAAGUUUUCAGUUGGAGAGUUUACGGGUGUACUUUCGACAACAGGUCAGCUCGAUAGAGAAAUUAAAUCUCGGUACGAUUUAGUCAUAGAGGCAAGGAACGUCGUUGUUCCGUUUUAUAACGCCAGUAUUCACGUGACAAUUUUUGUUGGCGACAAAAAUGACAAUUCGCCAAAGUUUGCGAACACCUCUUACAGCUUAAACAUCCAGGAGCUUACCAAAAUCGGUACUUCUAUUCUCCGCGUGAAAGCCACGGACGGUGAUUCGGGAAAGAAUGGAGAAAUCACGUUUUCUUUAAGUACUGAAGCGCUGGGUAUUUUCCGUAUCGAUUCCAAAUCAGGAACUAUCUACACCUUGCAAGAAUUUGACUACUACACCAAGAACGUUUACAACUUUCUCUGCCGGGCAACGGAUAAAGGAGUGGCACCUAGAGAGACAUCGGUUGGAGUGACGGUGUCAAUCAUCGACGAGAAUAACCACGCCCCUGUGUUUGAGAAGAUACCUUACGAGGCUACUAUCGCAUCUGGUUCAUCUGUGACACAAAAUACCUUAGUGACAGUGCACGCUAAAGACAAAGAUUCUAGCUCAAUAACCCAUAUGACCUAUAGGCUUGCUAAUAGUUCGCAUCGGUUCUUUCAGCUGGAAAGUAACAGUGGAAGUGUAAGAGUUAAACCAGGUGUCUCUAAUAUACCCGACGGAGCUUAUGUUUUGAACAUCAUCGCUGAUGACGGUGGUAACUUGACCGGGAGAGGUAUUUUGGAAAUUAUAGUUGGAAGCGCCGCGGUCAACCGACCAAAAUUCGUCAACAGCACGCCAGUGUUCGUUUCCCUGCCUGAGAACAGCCCAAAGGGUCGCGAAGUGGCCCGAGUACUGGCAAAUCCAUCGAACGAUGUGGUGUACAGCAUAGUCGAUGGUAACAGUGGUAACGCUUUCCGUAUCAACGCCCAAAACGGCAUCAUGACAGUGCAAAACCCGGCCUACCUCGAUUUUGAAAGAUUGCGUUACUUCAGCCUUCGCAUCAUUGUGUCACGAAAGAGCCAACCGUCAAGAAAUGAUUACCUAACACUGCAAGUGAACCUAACGGAUGUAAACGACAACAACCCAGUCUUUUAUCCCGCAAAUAUUUCUGUUCAACUGUCGGAGGAUGAUGCAUUGCAGUCCAGCAGUUUUACAUCAAGGACUGUGGCUAAUCUUUCUACAACAGACAAGGACUCUGGGAAAAACCAGGAAGUGACCUACAAGAUCAUUUUUGGGAACGUGGAUCGUAAGUUUGUCAUUGAUGCACAGCAUGGUGUACUUACUACCAAUGGUAUCCUUGAUCGCGAAAAGCACCCAGUUUACGAUUUGGUUGUUAACGCGACAGACAAGGGAACCCCAUCUAGGUCCAGUUUAAGCCAUGUGGUUGUCAACAUUGUCGAUGUCAACGAUAACAUCCCAGCCUUCUCAGGGCCGUAUUCAGUGAACGUUAACGAAGAUCUAAGAGUCGGGUCCCUCGUUAGGCGCGUGGCUGCCACUGACAAGGACAAACAUCCAAAUUUGAUGUAUUCUUUUGGCAACGGCAAGACUAGUUAUGAUGUGUUUCGCAUCGAUCAGUUGACAGGAGAGAUAACCUUGUUGGAAUCCUUGGAUUACGAGCGUAACAAGUCUUAUGAACUAAAUGUAACUUGUAGCGACGGCCGUUACAAGUCCCACACCACAGUGACUGUUAACGUGAAAGAUGUGAAUGACAAUGCUCCGAAGUUCUUGGAAAGCUCCUAUCAGGCCACACUUUCAGAAGAAACUGCCCAAGGUACGUCCAUCUUAAAAGUUAGCGCUGAAGACAAGGACGAUGGCUCAAACAGAGAACUGAGAUACGCGUUCGUGACCUCUCUAGACGUGUUCCGUAUAAAUGCUACCUCGGGUGUCAUCUACACGGCGAAAAAGAUCGAAACUAGUGAUCGAGAAUCACUUUACUUCGUCGUGGUUUCGGCCAUUGACCGAGGGGUGCCUCAACAGCGUGCUUUCGUAACGGUGCAAAUCCGAAUCAACCGAAAACCAAUGUUUAGGGAGCCAGCGUAUAAAAAGAGCAUUGCCGAAGACGCCCCACCUGGCACUACAGUUCUGACAGUCUCCGCCGCCGAUGACUCAGGAAUGAAUGUAGCCAAGAUAAGCUACAAGUUUAAAUUUGGAAACUCAGAAAAUCUCUUCCGGAUCGGACUUCGAAGUGGAAUCAUCGAAGUGAACGAUUUUGGCUUGGAUUAUGAAUCGGAAAAGAAUUACUUAAUGGGUGUUGAAGCGCGAGAUGAAAGCACAAACAAGAGUGUUGUUGUGGAGGUGAACAUUACUAUUACUGACGUCAAUGACAAUUCACCAGUCUUUGAUCCGACGGAAUAUGUCAAAGAAGUGUACGAAAAUGUAUCGAUCGGAACGACUCUUGUCCGAGUAAAUGCGACGGAUAAAGACUCCGGAGCCAAUGGGCGGCUGGUGUUUUCCAUUUCCUCAGGAAAUGACAAGCAGUCUUUUAGAAUAAACAGUAGGACUGGUGAAAUUGUUACGAUCACGAGUUUGGACUAUGAGAGUAUUAAGGAACAUGGAUUGUCGAUACAAGCCAGUGAUGAAGGUCUUAAGCCAAAGUCAAAGGUUGCAUCUGUGCGUAUCAAGAUACGCGACGUGAACGAUAACAAACCCGAAUUUCACAUACCACAUCCCGAAGAUGUCGGAGUGGAAGAAAAUUCCCCCGUCGGAACAUUCUUUUACGAGCUUAACGCGAAAGACAGGGAUUCAGGCGAAAACAGCGUCGUUAUGUACAGCAUCAUUGGAGGGAGUGGACAAGGUCUGUUUAUCAUCGAAAGCGACAGCGGAAGGCUCAGCACUAACGCUACUUUCAAUUACGAGGCUCGUAAUCUUUACUGGCUGCUAGUCAAAGCCGUGGAUGAAGGGAAACCUCCUUUAGAUAACACGGUAAAUUUAACAGUGAACAUCAAAAGCGUGGACGAAUUUCAACCUGCAUUUGAAAAGUCGAGCUAUGAGUUCAAAGAAGUUCCUGGAAACGCCAAAAUUGGUUACGUUGUCGGUCAGGUUGUCGCGUCCGACGAAGAUGACGGCGAAGAUGGCCGCUUGCGUUAUUCCUUCGACUUUGUCAGUUUAGAUGUGUUUGCGAUAAAUGAAACCACUGGAAUUAUCUUCGUCAACAAGUCGCUCAGUGAAGUGAACAACAAACGGCGAAAACGAAGAAGUGUCGAAGAAACCGAUGAUGUAUCGAUCGGAUCACGGAGGUUUCGAAGAGAGAUUGACGUGACAAAGGUCAAGCUUCGCGUGCAGGUAGACAGUGGUAAGCCAAACUCGUUCAAGGGGCUGGCAUCGGUAGAGUUUGGAAUUGAUUUUGCUUGCGCCGAAUGUGCAACUACGGAACAAAGAGGUGAUGGCGAUGACAAAGGAAUAUCCAAAAAUACCUACAUUAUUAUUGGCCUAGCAAUCUUAGUAGUGGUAAUUUUGAUUGCUUUCAUCGUCAUGGCGGCCAUUAUUUUACGCAAGAAGAAGAAGAAAAGAAGUCGUCAGCAUCCUCGCUUGCGUUAUGAUGGUUCAUUCGAUGAGAUUACGGUGUAUUCAGCUCCAAAUGGGAAUAUCAACCACUUGGAUUCAUCCCUAGAGAAUGUUUCUACGCCUCGCGGUGUCUCUCAGGAAGGUUCGCCUCUGAACGGCCCGAGUGACUCACCGGCUUGUGGAACCGACUCUUCGGAUACACCGAAUAGCGCGUCGAGCGGCCGAGGUUCUUCAGAAGGUGUUGAUUUUGAAGACGGGCGUCAUCCGGUGAUCGUAAACGGAGAUAUUGGAAGUUUACACUCCGAGAAUUAUGUCAAAACUGUUGUGGGACCUGAUUCGGGAAUUCAGCAGGAUUCUGAUCAAGUUUCUCAACUUACAAUCAGCGACGCAAGUAGCAUGAUGCAAGGGGAAGGUUUGGCGAUUGAUAAACACUCGGACAAAAUCGAAAAAUUGCUGGCACGGCUUGGAAGUCAAGAAAGUCUCCAUGUCUUCGGCGAAGAAGGAGGUGGAGAGGCGGACGGUGGAGUUGACGUCAGCAAUUUGCUUUACGCCAAGCUAGCCGAAGUCGACGCCGACGAAGAUGAAUCGAUUAUUGAUGGGAUGCGACCGUUUGUUGAAGAAGGACACGAUCAUCCUUCGUACGGUGGAUCGUUGAGUUCGAUUGUGGGUAGUCGGGAAGAGCUGACAGGAAGCUACAACUGGGAUUACCUUCUGGACUGGGGCCCGCAGUUCCAGCCGUUAGCGGAUGUUUUUCUUGAAAUUGGUAAAAUGAAGGACGAUGCACAUCCAAAGAAAACUGUGAGUUUAAGCUUGCCUUCGAGUCGUGAUUCCCGAAACCCUCCAACAGGGCUAGUAACAACGGACAUGCUUUCUUCGGUGUCUUCACUUCCGCGCUCACCCAUUAGUCCUCCUUCCACACGGUACACUUCCCCUGCAUUCUCACCGAACUUUACUCCGGCCAUUACGCCCUUAGUAACUCGUUCUCCUUCAGUUUCUCCUUUGGACACAGGAGCAUCAACCCCGGCAUUUUCUCCCACUUCAGGGACCACGCCCAAAUCCGGUUCUCGGCCGUCCUCGAUGCACGUACCAGUACUGCACCUGCGCAGAGACUCGCACGAUGGAUCAAACUCAGACUUGACUCAUUCGCCGUCCAUAUCAGACAAUGAAUCUAAUUUAGAAAUCGAUGUAUAGCGAAUUUAUUUUGUAAAGAUAUCGUAUUAUAACUUUGCGCUCUGGAAGGCUCCUCUUGCAAUUUCGACAUCAUAUGCUAUUUUUUACGAUAAAGGAAAUUCAUAUCUUGGUUUUAUUCAUAUGCAUAAACUUUUAAUAAUGAACCUGACAGUGAUUUCAAGAGCUCUUUGAUGUGAGAAAUCGUUGCGUUUUUAAAUUUUUCAGCAGACAUGUACUUCUGGAGGUUCAAGUUGCGGUAGAUUCUCGCCUUACAAAACAUUUAAUAUCGUAUAAUAUAUUGUGCAGUGUUGCCAUCUUGGUUUUAUUCAUAUAGAGAACUUUUUUUUAAUUUAACCUGACAGUUAUUUUGAGAGCUCUUUAAUGCGAGAAAUCUUUGCGUUUUUAAAGUUUGCAGCAGACAUGUACUUCUGUAGGUUUUUUGUUGCGAAGAUCUUCACUCCACAAAACAUUUCAUAUCGUAUAAUAUAAAGUGCAGAGUUCUUUCUAUUUUUGUACAUAAAGAAAUUCUGCGCUGUUUUUUUUUUUAAAGAAAAUUUCCUAUAAUGUUUAUAAUUACGGAGCGAUUCAGAAUAUUAUAAAUUUAAAGAAACAGAGCGUGUGCAAGUAAGGUUGGUUUAUCUGUAGCUUCCUAAAGUGGGAAGGUUUAUCCGUGAAAAAUAGAACGAUUUUGUACAUGGAAA